AUGGGCAAAGGCUCGCGUUUAACUCGCCGUAGCAAGGACAAGAGCACUGCCAAUGGGCCCCUUACACCACUCACUCCUGAGCAGAAAUGGUGGAAAGUUAUGAACCGACUAGCUCAGAUCCAGCUGGGUUGCAGUCUUUUGAUGCAGCUUUCCUACGUCGCAUUUCCGGCCUACAAUUUCUCGCUGGCGCUGUGGUGUCUGCUGGCGUGUACUCCGUCGUGGAGUGCAAAGCACACUCGUCUUGUCCCGCUGCAUAUGAUCGCUAUCAGCUUCUCCGUGUUGACAGAUAUUAUCUGGAUGAGUUUGUGGGUGUCUGGACGGGUGUUCUUCGAUCAGUUCUGCAACGCCAACGCCGUCUCGAUCGUCAGUUGUGGUGGCGCUUCCGAUCAUUUUCCAGGUUGCAGUACCAACCAGUUUACACUGUUCACGCUCAUUCUCAACCUUCUGGCUAAGGUCGCGUCCAUCGUAAGCUUGCAGCGUAUUCAUGCUAUUAAAGUUGCCAACCGAGCCAAGCACCGCAGCCAUGUUGCUUCUGACACAACUAGUGAUGCACCAAGUAUUCCUUCAAGCAUCGAAGUUAAGCCACUACCAGAAAGCAAAGAUGUUGCCGAAGAUACAGCAUCAAAGUAA
Messenger RNA from Phytophthora nicotianae INRA-310, 630 nucleotides. RefSeq lists its product as hypothetical. The record is from RefSeq and is a predicted model, not a curated record. Lineage: Eukaryota; Oomycota; Peronosporomycetes; Peronosporales; Peronosporaceae. Bases 1 to 630 code for a protein of 209 amino acids. The transcript has a single exon.